AUGGCCUCUUGCCCCAACGUCGUCGUGCCGGUCGACAAACACGCGGCGUUGAGACACAACCACAAGCGCCAAACACAACCGCCGCGUGUGCACAACCAACUCUCCUCACACAAGCGCAGGCCGUCCGUGUGUGCUGGCACGUCUUUGUCUACUCUCCUCGGCCUGUGCGUGUGCCAUGUGCGUGCUACGAUGCGUGCGGCAAUGAGGAAGAUACCAGUUCAGGCAGCCGAUUAG
Molecule: messenger RNA, 234 nt
Organism: Protopolystoma xenopodis
Lineage: Eukaryota; Metazoa; Platyhelminthes; Monogenea; Polystomatidea; Polystomatidae
Source: the annotation of a GenBank genome assembly